Molecule: messenger RNA, 1329 nt
Organism: Haliotis rubra (blacklip abalone)
Lineage: Eukaryota; Metazoa; Mollusca; Gastropoda; Lepetellida; Haliotidae
Product: beta-1,3-galactosyltransferase 1-like
Exons: 2
Coding region: 177-1238 (353 amino acids)
Cellular component (GO): membrane
Molecular function (GO): hexosyltransferase activity
Source: RefSeq, a predicted model, not a curated record
CACGGUGGUUCACGAUACGUUGACACAGGUUGCUGAACGCGGUAAUGUUACUGGUGUCAACGUAAUAUCACGCAGUGAAAUCGGUAAGGGAAGCUUGCCCAGGAAUCCACACAGGCCGAAGAUUGCCAUCGAAGUCACUGCUCAUAUUCAGCAUCACCAAGCGGGCUGUUUACAGGAUGGCUAGCAUGAUCCGGUUGAGGAGGCUCAGAAGUAUAUCAUUGCGGUGCAUGUUGACACUGCUGUGUGUUGCUGGGGUCUGUUUGCUGUGCAGAGAAUACGUUUCUGUUGCCAAGGACGGUAAGACAAUGGCGAUCACGGCAAGCACAACAAAGACUGGAAACGCAUCAAGUCAGUUAACCAUUCCGUCAAGCACGCCAAAGACUAUCCAUAAGCACAAGGCUGAUAUUACGAGAGCUUCUAAAAGAGUCCACGCGGCGUCUUCCCCCAUACUGGAAUUUCUCCACAUUUCAAACAAUAAAGAGGAUGUUUGGGAUAAUUUACAUAUGUUCAAAUUCUCAAUGAACGCCGACAACUGUAAGGGUAGGGCCCCCAUAGUGGUGAUAGUGCAUACUGCUAUGUAUAAUGCACAGAAACGACAAAAAAUUAGGAAAGACACAAGUGGCAGUGACUCUAAGCGCCAACCAUUAUUGACUGUUGUUUUUCUGGUGGGAGAAACUAACAACGCAUCAUUACAGGCAGAAGUUAAAAGGGAAUCGCAGAAAUAUCAAGACAUUGUACAAGGGAAUUUCAUAGAUUCUUACCACAACCUGACCCACAAGCACAUCAUGGGUUACCACUGGGUUAUCACUCAUUGUAAAACUGUGCGCUAUUUUAUCAAAAUUGACGAUGAUGUGGUUGUCCACGUUGACAACGUGUUGAGGUACCUGUUGCUGAACCCUAUCCCCGAGGAGUAUAUUAUGUGCUUUGUUUGGCCGGGGAGCAGGAAAAGAACAGCCGGAAAGUGGGCCAUUUCUGAACGGGAAUACCCCUUCAUCAGGUACCCCCGAUAUUGUUCUGGAUUUGCAUACAUAACAACACUGUCAGUUAUCAAGAGACUACACUCGGCUUCAACUUACAUCAAGUCAAUAUGGAUUGAUGACACUUAUGCUACCGGCCUUCUAGCACUUGCAUCUAACACCAAACUGAUAGGGUUUCCCAAUGGACAAUACUAUAACGGGAGGAAGAAGCCACCCGCACGAUAUAAAACAGAAGGGAUGUUUGUAUUGCAUCGGGAUUAAGUGCGCCUUUUGGAGCAUAAGAAGUACACGAAGGGGAUGUCGAUCUACAGAUGAUGAUGAUGUCAUAAGGAGAGUUAUUAUCCAUAUGGUG